Messenger RNA from [Torrubiella] hemipterigena, 264 nucleotides. Lineage: Eukaryota; Fungi; Ascomycota; Sordariomycetes; Hypocreales; Clavicipitaceae. The record is from the annotation of a GenBank genome assembly.
AUGGGUCUUAGUGAAGACCACGAGAUUGUUUUCACUCCUGGCGACAUUGCUGCUCGUAAUAUUCUCAUUCGCGAGGGUAGAAUCGCCGCCAUCAUCGACUGGGAAUUUGCGGGAUGGUACCCUGCAUAUUGGGAAUACGUCUUUGCGCUACGGGGAUUGGAUAAUGUUGAUUGGAAUACUCUUGGAACCCAAGUGCCAUCUCUUUUUGAAGAGAAAUAUGAUCAGCAGUAUUUGGCAGUGAGGUUUAUACUGAGCCUUUCAUGA